Chionomys nivalis (European snow vole) is the source of this 2107-nucleotide messenger RNA. It is a transcript of the gene Trnau1ap, whose product is annotated as tRNA selenocysteine 1 associated protein 1. Gene Ontology annotation, cellular component: nucleus. Bases 127 to 990 code for a protein of 287 amino acids. Gene Ontology annotation, biological process: selenocysteine incorporation. NCBI's taxonomy places the organism in Eukaryota, Metazoa, Chordata, Mammalia, Rodentia, Cricetidae. The record is from RefSeq and is a predicted model, not a curated record. Gene Ontology annotation, molecular function: tRNA binding. The transcript is spliced from 9 exons.
UCGGCGCGUCUAGCCGCCACGGCUGCGUGUGCGCAGGAGGCGUCGCUGGCGCAGACUCCGCCGACUCCGGCGGUCUCCGCUGCGCAGACGGGCGCGGGCGCACCACGGUCGCCGCCCGGGUGCGGGAUGGCGGCCAGCCUGUGGAUGGGAGACCUGGAACCAUACAUGGAUGAGAACUUCAUCUCUAGAGCCUUUGCCACCAUGGGGGAGACCGUGAUGAGCGUCAAAAUUAUCCGAAACCGCCUCACUGGAAUCCCAGCUGGCUACUGCUUUGUGGAAUUUGCAGAUUUGGCCACAGCUGAAAAGUGUUUGCAUAAAAUUAAUGGGAAGCCCCUGCCAGGAGCCACACCUGCAAAACGUUUUAAACUGAAUUAUGCCACUUACGGGAAACAACCAGACAAUAGCCCUGAGUACUCCCUCUUUGUCGGGGACCUGACCCCAGACGUGGAUGAUGGCAUGCUGUAUGAGUUCUUUGUCAAAGUCUACCCCUCCUGUCGGGGAGGCAAGGUGGUUUUGGACCAGACAGGCGUGUCUAAGGGCUAUGGUUUUGUGAAAUUCACAGAUGAAUUGGAACAGAAGCGAGCCUUGACGGAGUGCCAGGGAGCAGUGGGACUGGGGUCUAAACCUGUGCGGCUGAGUGUGGCCAUCCCUAAAGCGAGCCGUGUAAAGCCAGUUGAGUACAGCCAGAUGUACAGUUACAGCUACAACCAGUAUUACCAGCAGUACCAGAACUACUAUGCCCAGUGGGGCUACGACCAGAACACAGGCAGCUACAGCUACAGCUACCCGCAGUAUGGCUACACACAGAGCACCAUGCAGACAUAUGAAGAGGUUGGGGAUGAUGCCCUGGAAGACCCAGCGCCACAGCUGGAUGUGACUGAGGCCAACAAGGAGUUCAUGGAACAAAGUGAGGAACUGUAUGAUGCACUGAUGGACUGUCACUGGCAGCCCCUGGAUACUGUGUCUUCAGAGAUUCCUGCCAUGUUGUAGCCAGGACAUAAGGAUCCAGGCUUUUUUUUUUUUUUUUUUUUUUUUGGUGAAGCUUUUAUCUUUUUGAAAAAUGGUUUACAAGAUUUUAAUAGUUUACUGUUUUCUGAGAUUGUGAGCCACUUCUCCACUUGUUAUUUGUUAUUAUUAAGCCGUAGUGAAAGGCGUGGAAGGGAAUUGUUCUAACAGGAGCUUGGUAGGUCACGUGACAUUUUUUUUUUUUAAUUGAAAAAAAAUUUUUCCGCCUCCUCCCUGCCUCCCAUUUCCCUCCCCCUCCCCCCACUCCUCUUCUCCUCCCUCUCCAGUCCCAGGAGCAGUCAGGGUUCCCUGCCCUGUGGAAAGUCCAAGGUCCUCCCCCCUCCAUCCAGAUCUAGGAAGUUGAACAUCCAAACUGUCUAGGCUCCCACAAAGCCAGAACCUGAAGUAGGAUCAACACCCCGUGCCAUUGUCCUUGGCCUCUUGUCAGCUCUCAUUGUCCGCCAUGUUCAGAGAGUCCAGUUUUAUCCCAUGCUUUUUCAGUCACAGUCCAGCUGGCCUUGGUGAGCUCCCAAUAGAUCGGUCCGACUGUCUCAGUGGGUGGGUGUACCCCUCGUGGUCCUGACUUCGUUGUACAUGUUCUCCCUCCUUCUGUUCCUCAUUAGGACCUUGGGAGCUCAGUCCGGUGCUCCAGUGUGGGUCUCUGUCUCUAUCUCCAUCCAUAGCUAGACAUUUUUAAGACCCUUAGCUGGAGUACUAGAGAAGUGGCUUAGUGGCCAAGAGCACUUACUGUUCUCCCAGAGGACCAAGUUCUGUUUCCAAGUCAGGCAGCUCUUCUACCCUGCAUGAGACUCCAACUGCGAAGAACCCGAACAUCCACUUCUGUAGAUACCCAAACACAUCUAGAUACCGCCCAGAUCAUUAUGGCACAGGCUUGAUGCUUCUGAUUGCUUAUCAGUUUUCCUAGUAAAACAGGUAAUUGUAAACUGCAGUCUCAACCAUGAAUUGGCAGAAUCGAGACUUAAAUCAGCUAGGUAGUCCAACACAGGUUAAAACCUGGUUUUAGAGGCUUUUCUGAUUCUGGGAUGUUUGUAAACAUCUGUUUUUCAGACUGUUUCUGUGUACCUCUACCUGUCCUGGAACU